Molecule: messenger RNA, 309 nt
Organism: Rhea pennata
Lineage: Eukaryota; Metazoa; Chordata; Aves; Rheiformes; Rheidae
Gene: OTOS
Product: otospiralin
Exons: 3
Coding region: 33-296 (87 amino acids)
Biological process (GO): sensory perception of sound
Source: RefSeq, a predicted model, not a curated record
UUUGCCAGAAACAAAUAGUAACUGACAAAAAGAUGAAGUUUAUUGGCUUAUUUUUCUUCUGUAUGCUGAUGAACAUGCCAACAGAUGCGCAGUCAAUCCAGGAUGACGAUGAUUUCUACCAGGAAUCUGUAGCCAUGCCAUACUGGCCUUUCUCAGCCAAUGACUUCUGGUCAUAUGUGGAGUAUUUCCGGACCCUGGGAGCCUACAACAGGAUCAAUGAAAUGGCCAAAACCUUCUUUGCUCAAUUCCCUUUUGGAAGUCAUUUUGGUUAUAACGUCCCAAGCCAUGAGCAUUAAUCACUUUGCUCAU